GAGACUCUGGCCAUUCCGUUGUUGACAUAUUUUUAAAAUAGAGUUGUCUCUCUUGUGGAAUUCGACACAGCCAAAUAUUUAAGAUAUCAGAACUUUAAGAACUCCCGUUUCGAUCUACCAAUAAAAGCAAACGGUGAGCUUUUAAUGGUUGUUAUAUAACCGGUAAAGUAAAUAAGUGAAAUCCCUCCGCCACACAAACGUCUUCAAUAUGAUCGGGAUCAAAGUUUAAAGAAAACGACCCGGAAGUGCACAGUUGUCGGGUUGUGACGUCAAGGCUUCACGUAUGGACCAGUGUCAAAUGUAAUUUCUAUGAAUGAAUAGUAUUGGUCCGUACAAUUCGUUGAAUUAUCGAUUUUUUUCGAUAGUUCCUUGGCGUAUUUAAAGUAAAUACUCAUCGGUACGGGUUUAUAAGCUUCCUGUUUUCCAAGAUGAACGGAAAAGGCACAAUUUUAGUGACCAUAGUUUUCAUCGUGUCAAGCUGUUUGGUGCUAGAAUGUCUUUCAGAUGCGACCGAGGAUAUUUCAGAAAGUUCAAAAGAACACGAUACAAAGAACAAGGAGAGCUCAGAUGAGGACUCAAUCAUCCACAGUCUGAAAAAGAGGAAAGGGAACGUGGGAUUUCUUCAUGCUUUCAUUGCAUCGCUCUCAGUUAUCAUUGUGUCCGAACUCGGAGACAAGACAUUUUUUAUAGCAGCCAUUAUGGCAAUGAGACACUCUCGUCUGACUGUUUUUAGUGGGGCUUUAGGAGCUUUAGGGCUGAUGACAGUAUUGUCAGCUUUGUUGGGAUAUGCAACAACAAUUAUACCGAAGAAAGUCACAUACUAUGUGUCAUCCAUCUUGUUCGCUGUGUUCGGAUUAAAAAUGUUGAAAGAAGGUUAUGAGAUGUCCCCUGAUGAAGGACAAGAGGAAUAUGAGGAAGUACAGGCUGACUUGAAAAAAAGAGAGGAAGAAUUGGAGAAAGAGAAUAGGCCUGUAGAGGACAUAGAGACAGGCAUUAUCCGUUCCCCCGGGCGCCGCUGGUUCCACGGAAUCCUAGGGACAAUAUUUCUACAAGCUUUCACCCUCACAUUUCUAGCAGAGUGGGGCGAUAGAUCUCAAAUCACAACUAUUGUUUUGGCAGCUAGAGAGGAUGUGAUAGGGGUCAUUAUUGGGGGCACUCUGGGCCAUGCUAUAUGUACAGGCAUUGCAGUAUUAGGAGGAAGAAUUGUAGCUCAGAAGAUAUCUGUUAGAACUGUGACGUUGAUAGGCGGUGUUGUUUUCCUGGUGUUUGCACUGUCAGCUUUCUUGUUGCCAGUACAUGACAUAUAAGACUCAACCAUUUUCAUCAUCAGAAAGAUCUUUAUAAAAGAAAUAUUUAUUGACUUGAUAGAUAUUAUAGGUGUGUCAGGUACAUGCACAUUAUGGCCUUCAAUUGGUAAAUAAACACAAUCAAAGUAUUAUUAGUUCAUACCCAGUCACUUGUAAUGUCUCAUAUAAUUUACGUACUCUUUGGUCAUUCUCAGUCUUCUUACGUAUAACUCCUGCUAUGUGGAUGAGUGGAUAAAGUAAUCCACAUCUCGGAUCACCCACAAGUUCUUACAGAUGUUGACUGGAGGCCUUGUUAAACACGUCUCUCAGAUCAAGGAAUUAAAUGUAACUUACGUGCCAAAAAAUGAUCGAGUCUGGUAAUUCGUGUAUUUAGAGUUACCACCUUUCACAAUAUUUGUGAAUUUGUUGGAGUGUUCAGUAUUUUAUGGCUACAAGUAUAAAAAUCUGCAUUUAUGAACCGUGUUCAUGGGAACUUGUUUUAUCCUGAUCUAUAUGUAUUAAAGAGAUGUUAAAAUAAUUUGACAUGAUUUUCCCAUCUGUAUAGGCCAAUUGAUUGCUCGUGAUUUUCACAUUUUUAUAAUGAACUUUAAAUGUGCUAGAUUAUUUAUAAAAUUUUGUUUCAUUUAACAUAUAAUGAAAUUCACUCCACCUGAAAAUAACUCAAGAGAAAGUCAUGUUAAAAGCUUGUGAUAACUCCCCAUGGAAUUCAUGUGUGGCAAAAUGUUUGUUUUCUGAUGGUGUGAUGUUGUGUGUAUGGUGUAAAAGUUUCAGUGAUUGUGUCAAUGUGAGCACAGUAACUGUGGUUACUUUUUUAUGUAUUAGUAUUAUAAUGUGCUUUGCACAACAUGUAGAUAUCAGUGUUUUAUAUUGAAUUUGUGUACAUGUAUUUAUAUAAAAUUGUAAAGUUGACGAUGAAGUGGAAGCAAAAGCAUUUUGUCAGAUGGCUUUGUGAUGUAAUUGUUGGCAAGUCCAAGAGGUGUUUUUUUUUUAGUAAAAAAUAAUCAUGUUUGGAGAAAGAAAAAAAAGGAACUUUCUCUUGAUGUCACUCAUUGUUUAAGGGUUUAAAGAUGUUUUGAUUCAUUUUGUUAUGUCUGCCUGUUUUUACCUUACUUUUUGAUUGGACUUAUUUUACAGACAAUAAAUGCUUGAUACAUUGUUAUGCAGUACAUUCCAAGACCAACCCUUACAAUAAAAAGAGAAACCUACUCA
Messenger RNA from Magallana angulata, 2516 nucleotides. RefSeq names its product transmembrane protein 165-like. Gene Ontology annotation, molecular function: manganese ion transmembrane transporter activity; calcium ion transmembrane transporter activity. Gene Ontology annotation, biological process: Golgi calcium ion transport; Golgi calcium ion homeostasis; calcium ion transmembrane transport. Bases 429 to 1307 code for a protein of 292 amino acids. The transcript has 7 exons. NCBI's taxonomy places the organism in Eukaryota, Metazoa, Mollusca, Bivalvia, Ostreida, Ostreidae. Gene Ontology annotation, cellular component: Golgi apparatus. The record is from RefSeq and is a predicted model, not a curated record.